AAAAAAAAAAGAAAAUCAGAGAAACAUGGCGGCUUCAUUCAUCUUCCACAGAACAACCUAGCACUGUCACUAAACAACUGUGCCCUAAUUCUUCCAGCUUAAAAUAAUGGCGCUCUUCAAAGCUCGAACGGCUUCGUCCUCGAUUUGUCAAUUCCUCGCUCGUUCUUUCUCCAAUGCGGCUCCGGCGUCUUCGACGCUCUCAUCGUCGGGGAUGGUGAACCCGACGUUCACUCUCGAUGUCAGCUCCCGAGUAGGGUCAUCCAUGCCGCUGAAGAUGAUGCGGAUCGGGACUCUGAUUCACAACCUCGAGAUGCGGCCCGGUCAAGGCCCGAAACUAGUCCGGGGAUGGGGCACCGUAGCUAAGAUCAUGACCGAGCCGAGCUCUUCGUCCAGGUACUGCGAGAUCAAGCUCCCCUCCGGCGUGAAGAAGUUGAUCGAUGUUCGGUGUUGGGCCACUAUCGGACAGGCGCCGAACGCUGAGCACGGUUCGAAGAAACUGUAUAAGGCUGGGCAGAAUCGGUGGCGCGGGAUUAGGCCAAAAGUUCGUGGUGUGGCGAUGAACCCUGUUGAUCAUCCGCACGGUGGUGGGGAAGGGAAGAGCAAGAGUAGUGGUAGCCAUGGGAAGGGCUCUCGUACCCCAUGGGGUAAGCCCACUAAGUGUGGCUACAAAACUGGGCCACUUAAGAGGAAGAAGUGAUUCAAAUUACUUCAAGGUUAGAUCGUUUUUCAAUUCUAAAAGUUUGCUAAUUAUAAUGUUUUGAGCUCUUAUUUGUUAGAUCCUUCCAUUAAAAUGAUAUGGCUUGCAACAUCAUAUUAAAAUCCACAACCUUUUUAAAGAGUGUGGCUAGUCUCAGUGAAGGCGAUAUUGACUCUUUGUGCUUAGUAAGUUGAGAAAGUAGUUAUGAACAGAUACACUAUUGUAAUUAGGGAUGACAAUGUGUCCCGUCCCCAUUUUAAACGGGGACGGGAAUGGAAAAAAAUUUUGAGGA
Molecule: messenger RNA, 989 nt
Organism: Ipomoea triloba (trilobed morning glory)
Lineage: Eukaryota; Viridiplantae; Streptophyta; Magnoliopsida; Solanales; Convolvulaceae
Product: 60S ribosomal protein L2, mitochondrial-like
Exons: 2
Coding region: 107-697 (196 amino acids)
Biological process (GO): cytoplasmic translation
Cellular component (GO): ribosome
Molecular function (GO): RNA binding; structural constituent of ribosome
Source: RefSeq, a predicted model, not a curated record